AUGUCUAAAGAGGACUGGAAUAAAAGGCAUUGUGUUGUACUGUUGGAUUGUGAUCAUUUUCUAUAUUGUCUUCUCAGAAGAGACAGAAAACCACUGAAACCUCAUCAUAUCGAUGUAAAUUUUGUGAGAAGGAGUGCCAGGAAGACUCAAGCAGAGUUAAAGCAAGAGAAGCAGGGAUGGAUAGAACAGCAGAUACUGGGAAAGGUAGAGGAAGGGAUGGAAGUUGUGGACAUCGAAGGCAAGGGGAGAGGGGUGGUGGCGACCAAGCCGUUCGGACGAGGCGACUUCGUGGUGGAAUAUGCCGGGGACCUGAUCGACAUGAAAACAGCUAAGGGCAAAGAGGCUAAAUAUGCUCAGGACCCGAGCACAGGCUGCUACAUGUACUACUUUAAGUACAAGAACAAUACAUACUGUGUUGACGCCACAGCUGAGUCAGGUCGGCUGGGUCGCCUUAUCAACCACAGUGCCAAACACAAGAACCUGAUCGCCAGGACCAUCUCCGCAGGGGGUCUGCCACGAAUUAUCCUGGUCGCCGCUAGGGACAUCCCGCCUGGAAAGGAGCUGCAAUACGACUACGGAGACCGGAGUAAAGAGUCGCUGGCGUCGCACCCUUGGUUGGCUUGUUAACACGGCCAACACUACCUGGCCAAUACCUAACAAUAAGCAGGGUCACAAUUUAAACUGUGCGUGUGAAAUGUCCUUUGACCUUCACCAUUCAGCUUUGCCCUUAACGUUUGGUCUUGACAAGAACUUGCAAGAUGUUCUUAUCAAGACCAUGCUAUCCAGUUGUGUAUCAGGAGCUGUCAACUUUGACGUAUUACCCACAAUGCAUGACACUGCACAUGCACAAUUUUAACUAUGAAUAGCUUUAGAUACUGAAGAAUUGUAUAAAUAAAUCUACUACAACUAGGGGAUUCUAGUUUGUAUGUAUGUAUGUAUAUAUGUAUG
Messenger RNA from Branchiostoma belcheri (Belcher's lancelet), 948 nucleotides. RefSeq names its product N-lysine methyltransferase KMT5A-like. The record is from RefSeq and is a predicted model, not a curated record. The transcript is spliced from 5 exons. Gene Ontology annotation, molecular function: histone H4K20 methyltransferase activity; protein binding. NCBI's taxonomy places the organism in Eukaryota, Metazoa, Chordata, Leptocardii, Amphioxiformes, Branchiostomatidae. Bases 1 to 627 code for a protein of 208 amino acids.